AUGCAAAUCAUGCGUCUUGGCUGCCUCGUCGGGUUUAACGCGCUGGAGCCCGAGUGGAGCCACGCGAAAAGUGGCGUCGAUCCAAGAUUCAACAAUGAGCGAGCAAGUACCAGCAUGUCAGUCCAUUCGCUCAAUUUUAUAUCAUCGCGAGAGCCUAAUACGUCCUAUGACCAUCUUCUCAAGUCAAGCGGGAGCUUCUCCAUGGACCCCGAUGAUAAGAGGGAACGGACUAUAGCCAGUCAAACUGAAGCGGACAGACAGUAUCCAGGAGAUGCAGCCAAUCUAGAGCAGCUGGGGCGAGAGAGACCAGCAAUUUUCACGAACCGAUGGGUUGAAUUGGGGUUUUGCUUCUCGCUGUUGGCUUCGAUGAUGUUAGCAGAGUAUUUCAUCAGCGGGUUUAAUUCUAUCCUGCCCGUCCUGGCAACGGAGUUAAACAUCCCUACAGAAUCAAAGACAUGGCCGGCCAGCGUGUUCUCCCUGGUCACCGGGGCCUUUCUCCUACCGUUCGCUCGCCUCGCCGACAUGUUCGGUGCCCACCUGGUCUUCAAUUUCGGGAUUCUAUGGUUCAUGAUCUGGUCGCUUGUUGCUGGAUGGAGCCAAAACUAUAUGAUGUUGAUAUUCUGUCGUGCCCUGCAAGGACUGGGGCCUGCCGCCUACUUGCCCGCCGGUAUUAUGCUGCUGGGAACAAUCUACCGCCCUGGCCCGCGGAAGAAUAUGGUCUUCAGUCUGUAUGGAGCAUUCUCUCCGAUCGGAUUCUACUCAGGGAUCUGCGUCAGUGGCGUGAGUGGGCAUUACCUCACCUGGCAGUGGUAUUUUUGGAUAGGGGCCAUCAUGCUGUUGAUCAUCUUCGUGGUAUCGACGCUCUCUUUACCACCCAUCAAACUGUCGGAACAUAGCAAGAUGGACUGGUGGGGAUGUCUCACGAUCGUGCCAGGAAUUCUUCUGGCGGUGUACUCGGUGACCGAUAGUUCCCAUGCGCCCAACGGUUGGAAAAGCCCUUAUAUCAUUGUUACCUUCAUCCUAGGGAUCGCUCUGCUCGGUGGCGCAUAUUAUGUCGAAGGCUGGGUGGCCCCAGUCCCCCUUUUGCCGUUUGACUUGUUUAAAGUCAAGUCGAUGACUCCGCUUUUCGUGUCAUUACUCUUCACCUAUGGCAUCUUCGGGAUCUACUUAUUCUACGCUAGCUUCUACAUCGAAACCAUUCUGGGAGAGAAUCCCCUGACUACGGCCGUCUGGUUCGCUCCAAUGGCCGCUGGGGGUCUCAUUCUGGCCACUACGAGCGGCUUCACCUUGCAUCUCUUGCCAGGAAAGCUUCUGAUGAUGAUCGGGACGGCCGGGAACUUGGUAUGCGUGCUACUGUUCGCCAUGAUUCCGGACAACCCCAGCUACUGGGCAUAUAUCUUCCCUGCUAUGAUCGGCGCUACCGUCGGAGUCGACAUCACCUACAGCGUCAGCAACGUUUUCAUCACCACCAACUUGCCCAAGCACCGACAGGGGGUUGCGGGGGCCGUAAUCAACAGCAUUGUCUUCGUGGGUAUCAGUUUUUUCCUGGGAGUGACUGAUCUCGCGGUCGCUCAGACUGAGUAUCUUGGUCUGAAGGGGAGCUAUAAGGUUGCGUUUUGGUUCGGAGUUGCGUGUGCUGGCGUCGCUUUCAUCUUGCUCAUGUUUGUCAAGGUUGGGAAGGCCGGGGGUGAUUUAACGGUUGAAGAAAGGGAACAACUGCAAGAGUCGACGGGAGAUGCCGAGAGAGGUAUAUUGCGAGAGUAG
Messenger RNA from Aspergillus affinis, 1764 nucleotides. Its product is annotated as putative transporter. Gene Ontology annotation, molecular function: transmembrane transporter activity. Lineage: Eukaryota; Fungi; Ascomycota; Eurotiomycetes; Eurotiales; Aspergillaceae. The coding region runs from base 1 to 1764 and encodes 587 amino acids. Gene Ontology annotation, cellular component: membrane. The transcript has 4 exons. Gene Ontology annotation, biological process: transmembrane transport. The record is from RefSeq and is a predicted model, not a curated record.